Molecule: messenger RNA, 6125 nt
Organism: Aegilops tauschii subsp. strangulata
Lineage: Eukaryota; Viridiplantae; Streptophyta; Magnoliopsida; Poales; Poaceae
Source: RefSeq, a predicted model, not a curated record
AACUACCAAAGGCAUCUGGAUGGCACGCUGUGUUGGUGUUGAGCCCUGUACUGUUGUAAUGGAUUUGGAAGGUACUGAUGGAAGAGAAAGAGGAGAGGAUGAUACGGCAUUUGAGAAGCAAAGUUCAUUAUUUGCUCUUGCGAUUUCCGACAUAGUUCUGAUUAACAUGUGGUGCCAUGAUAUUGGUCGGGAGCAAGCUGCUAAUAAACCUCUUCUAAAGACAGUAUUUCAGGUCAUGAUGCGUUUGUUCAGUCCCAGGAAGACAACACUAUUAUUUGUUAUACGCGAUAAAACAAGGACUCCACUUGAACAUCUAGAACCAGUUCUAAGGGAGGAUAUUCAAAAGAUAUGGAACUCGGUUCCUAAGCCAGAGGCACACAAGGAUACCCCUCUCAGUGAAUUUUUUAAUGUCGAAGUCACCGCAUUGCCCAGUUUUGAAGAAAAAGAAGAACAAUUCAGAGAGCAGGUUCAACAACUUAGGCAGAGAUUUGCAAAUUCAAUUGCACCAGGAGGUCUUGCAGGUGAUAGGAGAGGAGUUGUUCCUGCUUCAGGUUUUUUGUUUAGUUCACAGCAGAUUUGGAAAAUUAUCCGAGAGAACAAGGAUCUUGAUCUUCCUGCUCAUAAGGUAAUGGUUGCUACUGUUCGCUGUGAUGAAAUUGCAAAUGAGAGGUUUGGCUGCCUAACCUCGGAUGCUGAAUGGCUAGAUUUGGAGAAUGAUGUACAGGCUGGUUCAGUACUCGGUUUUGGGAAAAAACUUGGAUCUAUUGUGGAGGUCCACAUGGAAGAGUAUGACAAAGAAGCUGUCUAUUUUGAUGAAGCUGUUAGGAAGGCCAAACGGCAACUGCUGGAAUCUAGAAUACUGAAUCUUGUCCAGCCUGCAUUCCAGAAAAAUUUGAGUCAUCUACGUACUAAGGCUCUUGAAAAAUUUAAAACCGGCCUUGAUCAAUCUCUUGAGAGUGGAAAAGGUUUCGCAGCAUCUGUUCGAGAAACUACUGAAUCCUCUCUCAGUGAAUUUAAUCAAGGGUGCGCAGAUUCUGUAAUCAAGCAGGCGGAUUGGGACUACUCUAAAAUCCUAGAGAAAGUUCGGCGUGAUAUUGAAGACCAUGCACUUUCAGUUCGUGAAAGCAAGCUAACAGAACUAACAAAUCAUGCUAAGGAGAAACUAAGAAAAGCACUUGUUGAACCUGUGGAAUCUCUUUUUGAUGCCGCCGGCCAAACAACUUGGGCAUCAAUAGAAAGCCUCUAUAAACGUGAGACGCAGGCCAUCCUGCCAGAGGUUUUUAAAGCCCUUUCUGGGUUUGAAAUGGGAAGCGAAUUCUCAGAAGAAAUGGUGUCAAAAUUAAGGGAUUAUGGUCAAAGCAUUGUGGAAAAUAAGGCUAAAGAAGAAGCUAGCAAAAUUUUGAUGCAUAUGAAGGAAAGGUUCACAGUGGUGUUUAGUCAUGACAAGGACUCAAUGCCAAGGACCUGGACAGGAAAGGAAGAUGUCCGUGCAAUAGCAAAGGAGGCUCGAUCUGCUGCUCUCAAACUUCUGUCUGUAUUAGCCGUCAUUCGCUGGGAUGACAAGCCAGAUAGGAUUGAAAACAUUCUGAUUUCCACACUUCUAGAUGGUUCUGUUGCGUCAAUGAGUUCAAGUGCUUCUUCUGGUGACCCGCUUGCUUCAACUAGCUGGGAAGAGGUUCAUCCAAAGCAUACGCUUAUUACUCCAGCUCAGUGCAAGUCAGUGUGGAAGCAGUUCCAAUCAGAAACUGAGUUCACCAUUACACAAGCAGUAUCAACGCAGCAAGCUCACAGGCGCGGUAAUGGCAGACUGCCUCCUCCUUGGGCGCUGGUUGCUAUGGCAGUUCUUGGUUUUGAUGAGAUCAUGAUGCUUCUGAGGAAUCCUAUAUACGUGUUCUUGCUAUUUGUGGGUUAUUUACUUGUCAGAGCUUUAGCAGUGCAGCUAGAUAUUGGCAGAGAAUUCCAAAAUGGAAUGGUUCCUGGGAUCCUAUCUGUUUCAGCAAAACUACUACCCACUCUGCAGAAUCUUCUAAACAAAGUCGCAACUGAUCAGCAGCAUCCGCCGCAACAACAAGGGCAGCAGCACCGCCCUCCGGCCGCAGAAGCUCCGGAGGCACAGCAACCGCCACCUCCGCUACUCCUGAGCCCCAAAAGCUCGAUGAGUGAACUGCGGAGGCUACACACGCCGCCGAGCCCGGUGCGCAGAUCGGUAUCGUCCCCGUCACACUCCUCACCGCCGUCACCCAAGGCGUCACCCCGCAAAGUGGCAGAGGACCAGAAACCAAGACGAGCACCUGACAACGAGUCCAGCAGUGCUUAUUCCAUAGUGUGAUCCCUGGGGGGUUUGAGCAUCUUUUCCCCCCAACUGAAUGCAUAUAGCAAACGAUCUUGGUGAGUAUAUACCCGGAGAGAAUAAUGUAGCACCCUUUCUCUCUUGCAAUUUUGUAAGGAAGGUUAUAAUGUGUAGAAGCAUGUCACCAUAUGACAUUUUCAUCAGCAUCGAACAUAUAAAGCCUUUUAGAGUACCCGCCAUUCUGGAGGCCUUCGCACGCGCGUGAUCGCUGGCCACUCGAUCAGCUCGCUCGCUCAUUUUUCACCAUUGAUUUUUACUAUUCACCGCUAGAUUUUGUUACACCUCGCGCUGCUUCGCUGGGUGGCUGCCAGUGGACCCAUAUAAUCAUUGGUCCAUGCUGCAGCGAAGGGCUCGUCGACUGGGUUCAUGACCAAUGACGCUCCCGGUGAAAAAGCCCUAGAUCGAGCGGUCAAAACAGAUCACGCCCUCAUCGAUUCCUUCCACUCCCUCACACCACCUCCCCUCCACCCGGCGGCGCCCGCUCCUUUCUCCCCACCCGCCUUCCUCCCCAUCUGGCGGCGCCUCCUCCCUCCUUCCCAUGGCCUCCCGCACCGCGCGCCACCGGCUAGCUGCACCACCACCGCAUCCUCAUAUACUCCAGUCCACUAUGCCAGCGAGAGAGGAAGCUGCGGGAGGAGGAGAGCCCAUCCCGUGAGGAAGACAUGGGGAGGAGCUCUACCCGUCUCAGUUGCCGGCCGGGAUCUGGAAGAAGAGGAGACCCAGUGCUGGCGUCGGCUCCAGCGAUGCGGGUUGACGGCCAGUGCAGGCGAGCGCGGCGUGCAGUGCGAUGCCCUAGACAGGUGGCAGCGGCCGUCAAGACAGGAGCGGCGCCGCGAGCGACGACCCUUGGUCGUCUUCAGGUGCGCGCCGUCCGUGGUGGCCGAUCAUGGGUGUUGGCUGGCGGGCGGAGGCCCAUGCAGCAGGCCGGUGCCCCUUAGCAAGAUUGGCACGAACUGGGAAGGCAACCGGUGUGUAGUAUGAUCCUCGCCUCCUCCAACUUCGUUAGGGUAGCACGUCUCUGUCCAUUCUCUUCUCCCGUCUCUGUGUAUGUGUGUGUGUUCGUCGUUUCUCCUUUCUUCUCUCAUGAAGAAGGGGCUGCUCAGUUUUGGAACAACAAACCAUGGAGGAUAUGGGUCUGCACGGGCUUGGAGCAGGAAGCCAUGGCGGCCAAGGUUGAAGAUGAUGGUGUUGUCUUCUUCCUUCUGAUUGAUUUCCAACAGCUUAAGAACUUGUGCGGUGGUGUCAACCUCUUAUCUCUCAGGGAAAAUCCUAAAGAAGCCUUGCUUUGCAUGGGAGCUGCAGUUCAUCUGGCUAAGUGCUCGUGCUAUGGAAGCGACGAGGGCUGUCGCAGUGUAGACAAGGUCAAUAUCAGGCUUUAUAACCAGACUGAGACAAUAAUUGCUUUGAAGAAUUUUAAAGUGGCUAUAUUAGUAAGAAUUUGAAGGCGGGCUAUGAAAGUCAGUAUGACAAUGCUAAUUUGCAAAACGAUGCUAAAUGCUAAGAUUUGACUCUACAAGUAAUCGAGUUGACCGUGUAACAUGCACCUAAUGCGAAUUUGCAUGUAUCCUCAUGUCUAGAACUCCAGAUUAUAGGUUUUGGUGUUCUCCAUGCCAUUUUUUCUCAUAAUCCCCGAGGGCUACCGAUUUGAUCUUUUGUUGUUCUUGGUGUACCGAUUUGGUAUUCUAUUUGUUCCUUGAUCCUCUUCCUUCACUUUUGUUCUACUAUUAUUUGGUUGUGUGUCUCUUCUGGUGUCCUGGAUGAAAAUAUGAGCAGCAAACAUCGUUGUGGUCUGAUGGAGAUGUAUUUGCCUAGAAACCAUUGUCUGACAGCUCGUCCAUUUUUUGUGAAAUUCUCAACGUCAAAUAACUGCGGACCUGAGCUGAGGGUGCUGCAGAUGGUUUCUAUUUGAUUUUUCUUUCCUAUGGAUUGGAGAUUGUCGUUCGCGGAUCCCGCUGAAUAUUUGUGAUGUUAAAAAGCAGUGGCCUGAUUCAUACAUUGAUGAGAUCUAUGUUAUCACUCUGAGGGAUCUGUCGCAACAACUUAUGAUUUUGUUAUUCGUUUUGUUUUUUCAGCUAUAUUUUUUUGCUAUCUGGUCUCUCUUUUGGCCUCUCGAUGAGUUGAUAAUUUUUUGACUUGAUUUGUUCUUUGUUGAUGAUUUUUGGUUUAAAAUCUUUCUCCAUGAAAAUCAUACAAGCAGAGGGGUGAUCUGAAUUGAUGCCAUGUUGAUAUGUCUACAUAAUACAUGCUUACCCUUGUGGUUGGCAUCCGAGAGAAAACAUUAUCUAUCUUUUCCAAUCUUCUCAAACAUUAUUUUCUUCUAUUUUUUGUCGUGUUUGCGCUUAGCUCAUGUUCUCCCUCUUAGUUGGAGUUUAGUGUUUUUACAGGACUCGGAUCUAAGAGGGACGCGUGGGUGCGGAUAGCGAGAUGGUUUACAGGACUCAGAUCUGAGAGGGACGCAGUCAAAUGGUCUAACCAAGUUUUCUUCAAUCCUCUGUUCUACAUUCUGGUUUUGAUGCCUUGCUGCCUUCGACAUUAAGGUGGGAAGCUUGGCUGAUUCCACCUCCAGUCAGAAGAUUAAUACAUCUAUGGUUUUAUUUUCCAUGCCAACAGCUUGAUUGAUGAUUCCUAAUGCAUCUCAGGUACUUGUUUAUGCACAACGCUUUCUACAGAUGGAUUCAUGGCAUCAACAACAUUUGCAUGCUUCAUUCUGGAUAAUUUACUCAUUUAUAUGCUUUCAAGAAUUUUGAUUUAUAAUUUUCAUUAUUAGCUACAUAAAGAUUCAUACCAUACUUGUGUGUGCUCUUUUUCUGUGUUACCUCAUUCUUGAAAUAGUUCACUUUCAGGAAAGUGUUAUCCUUUAGUUGUAAUUUGUGACAACUAAACACUUAAAUCUCAAGAGUGUAAAGGUUCACCCAAAAAAUUAAGUUUAAUGUAGCCUGGCUGGGCUUAUCUUAAUAGUUAGCUUAUCAGGAUUAACCUAUAGUCUAUAUAUAAGGUGGUUUAAAUCAGUCUCUCGUACAUAAAUUUGUUGUGCAAGCCCUGAAAAGGCCAGCUAGAGAUACUUCAAGGUUAUGGGGCCUUUACACAUUUGUCUGGUAAUUUGAUGUCUUUUAGAGCGGUCCUUUAACUGCUAAAUCCUAUGAACACUUGCGAAUACUAUAUGUUGUUGUUGUUAGGUUCUCUACCAGAAAUCACUCAGAUAUCAUCUUAUCCUCUUGUUCGCUGUUUUUUUUGUAACAUCUCAAUCUAGCCUAAGCUUAUUUUGGUAAUGACUCCUUUUUGAGGUUGCUAAGUUUGAUGGUCCUUUUAAUAGCACUCUUACUAUAUCACCGGAAUUUCUAAUCGUAAGUUUCUACUAUUAUCUCUCUACAGAAAAUAAUUGUUUCUGGAGGAAUGACCAUGCCACAGGUGAUUACCGCGCUAGGACCUGCCCUUGAUAAGAACCAGGGAACCCAUUUAAACAGAAUGAUGAUUGUGUGAGCCUUUAAAUAUCGCCAACACAUCAGGUAUUGGCAUCUAGAUGUUUACAACUACUAAAGGAACACCCAAGUCAUAGAUGAUGCUACAUCUGAUGUAUGAUUUGAAGAUUAGAAGCUGGAGCACAAGGAUUGUGUGAUGGAGUAAACAUUGGUUAUAUAUUUUAGGCGGGUCAGAUAUUAAAGUGGGGUGCUCACAUCGCACUUAGGUGGCUUAUGGAGAUUACUGAAAUUGGUUUGUGGGUGUUGUGUGCUCACACCGCACUCAUAAAAUUACUAUCAAGAUUUGAAGUUAGUUA